AAUAAGGCGUAUUGACGGUCACGCAAUCACAUAAAUGAACGGUAUUCGUUACAGAAUUUCAUUUGCACAUAAUCAAUAAAUUAUGGCAAGCAUCCCAGCCGUACCACUGGAGCUAACUAAUUUCCCGCCUAAAUCAAACUCAGCGGAUAUGUCUGGAACAGUUCCACAGUUCUUAUGAAUGGGGUGUUAUUCGCCAUUUAUGCUGUGUUCCAUAGGUUAACGUCACUGCAAUCCAUGGUUAGUUUGCUAUUUGAGAAAAACAUGGUUCUUAUUUGGGCUUGAAUAAAACGAUGACAUCAUUAACAAACUUAACUGGUGUAGAUGGUGAAGAACUGAAAAGACUUGGUCUGCAACCACUGUAUUGUUUUGAUAGAGAUGGUUCUGAAAAUCUGAUUUUUAUGUCACCUAACACACUCUUGAAUGACUCUGAGCUGAAGUAUGGAGGGUUUCUUGAAAGAAGUCCUAAGAAGGUCCUUGGCCUGGUGACAAAGGACAUUUUGGAGUGCCAGGACUCUCUUCUAUUCCAAGUUCCAGAACUAACAUGUUUCCACAUGGGAUAUGGUACAAAGGCAGUCAAUAAAGAAGGCAGGAUAGCCAUCAGCAAGGAAGAUGCUGAGUAUUGGUUACAGGAAUUGAAUAUGAGAUUUUUAAAUGGAGAAGAAAGUAUUGCUGGCCAAGAAGAGGAAAUAGCUGAGCCUAUGGAUGUUGACACCCAAUCAAUUCAUGAUGACACAGUUUAUCCAGCAAAUAGUGGGCUCUGUAUUCCUCAAAAGGGAUCACGAAUUUUACACUUCUCCAUAUUGAAAAUAUUUGCGAACAAAAAAUUGAGGCGCAAGAAGAAAGAUUCCCUUAACUUGAGAGGAAAAAUUGGGCACAACAAGAUUUCAGAUUUUCUCUUAUUCUGGACGCUCCCCUACCUUCUAAACUAUACUCAACGGAAAGUAGAGGAACUCGGAAAGCAUCUAACAUCUAAAGGGAACGAGCCUCAUUCUAGGAUGAAAACUGUCAAGAAAUCUUCACAGCAGAUCAUUUUAGAGGCAUGCAAGAAAACAAAAUGUAAAAUCCAACCUCACUUAAUGACAAAGCUUGCUAAGUAUUACAGUGAAGGAAAACUUCAACAAGAGUACACUCUGCUGAGUUUGGAUGAUGGGUCUCCAAUUGUUCUUGUUCCUCUUCAACAUCUUGUGGGUAAAAAAGGGACGCUGUCCUUGAAACUGGAAGACAUUGGACACUAUUGGAAGAAGGAUGGAAGGGACAGGUCUGUGGAGGAGUUCCUUAAUGCUUUCGUGAAAAGCAAAGCAAUUCAGGAAGACUACUUCAAGUGUAUGAAGAUGGCCAAAACUCGUCUUGGUGUGGAUUACAGCAUUAUUUUUCCUGAUCAAGAUUCGUAUGCGUUGUUUUUAAUGGAAGUGAGGAAAAGGGACCCCAAUGUACUGACAGUGGAGCCUCAGGGAAGGGGAAUGAUCACUCCUCCACUUGGAGUUGUAAAGGCUGAUGGUCAAAAUGUAACUGUCUCCUUCACUUUUUUUCAGGGGACAGACCCCACAUCAGUUAGUGCUCUUUUCAGAGCAUGUGGUGCCCAAUACUGCAACCAUUUCAGUAUUAUAUUUCUUUAUGGCUCCACCUGUAGUAAGGAUUCUGAUUGCAAGCUUGGUCACCUAUAUCAUGUUAGAGAAGCAGAGCAGAUAUCUUUCCAGAGAGGAAAACUUGUUAAAGACAAGGACAAGGACAAGGACAAGGAAAUCAGUUUUCGUUGUGGUGUGUCCAAGUUUGCAAGUUAUGAAUUCCCCAACUCAUUCUCUUUUUUCACGAAGCAGGUCCGUAAGGAUCCUAAUGUGCAACGGGCAAGGGAAGAUUUCAGUGUUAGACCUGAGACUUUUGAUCCUUCUCAACACAUCAAAGUUGCUUUUGCUACCGAUGCAAAGCAAAAAAGUCUUAAGAAUGCCUGUUGCAACAAGAACAAGAAAAUAAAAUCUUCAAAUCGGGGAAUGCUGUCAAACAGAGGAAUCAAAGCAGCUAAUUUGAAUGGCUGCCUCUUCAAAUGGAUACAAAGACAUGGACCAAAAGAGAACAUUGGUGUAACCUUGGCUAUUAACAACACCCUGGGGCCUGAAGACCCACCUGAAGUCCUGAGAUCUGCUGUAAAAAGAGUCAUCUUCUUGUUCGUGAUUGCCAUUUUACAAGCAGACCUUCAGUCAGUCUACCCCUCUAAAUGCCUUGAGGACAUUGAGGACAGUAUGGGGAGUGAGGAUAGUACCUUGGUAGCUAGCAAUUUGUUGGCAGGGCAAAAGACACUUGUGAAAGCAGUUUCUGGCAAGGGUGUGAUUCAGAGUAGUGCUAAUGAUGAUGGAGACCACAGUGACAAUGAUGUGGAUGAUGAUGAGAACUCUGAUGACGACAAUACUGAUGAUGAUGAUGAUUGCAGGGACAAUGAUGAUGAUGAUGAAGACAGUGACGAUGAUACUGACGAUAAUGAUGAGGAGGAUGAUGAUGAUGAUAAUGUACAAUUUGACAAAGAGGAGACCAAGAAGGAUGACCGCCGGAAAACGGAACUGAAGGAGGUUUCCUCAGGAAAGGGUGCCUCCUCAAGUGAGAAAAAUAUGGCAGAGCUUACGCAGGACCAAUCAGUCAAACAAGGUACACCAAGUUAUGAUGAAUUGGAACAUCUUGCCUCAAAGCUUGGUGGUGUUUGGAAAAAGCUUGGGCGCCGCUUGGGCAUCGAAGAGCCAAAGCUUGACGAAGUGAGCAAAUUAAACGAGGAGCUGUCUGAAAAGGGAUAUAAAAUGCUCCGGCAUUGGAAGGCACUAAACGGUUCAGCCGCAACUUACCAGAUUUUGGCUCAAGCACUACAUCAUGAGCUUGUGAAUCGGCGAGAUUUAGCGGAAGAAUUUUGCUAUGAGCAACAAUGAAUGGAAAUGUGUCCUUAGAGUGUAUGCAAAGAUUGCAUAUAUUUGUAUGUAAAAUUUAAAAUGGAAAACUAGACACUGCCAUAGCAAGUGAAUUAUAAUCUUGAAAUUUUUAAACCCGAAGGUAAGGCUAUUUUUUCCGUUUUGUAGAUUUUUGAUCUUAAAUUCGCGCUUAGUUGCUUCUCUCAUUAUGCAUCAAAUAUAACUUCUAGGCGUUCGUAGCUGACAAUUAAUUUGAUCUCUAGAGCCCGAAACUACAAAAUUAUUUAUGUAAGGGCUGUGUUCGAUGAAGUUCUACUAUUUUUGAGUGGCGAAUUUUGUUCAAUGCCUUCAUAGCAAGGUGUAUCAUAGAUUCUAGACGGGCUAUACGCCCACUGAAACGGGAAUGGUUUCUAGCGACUCCUAAGGAGAAAUAUCAUUUGUAGCAAUAGUAUUUUUUAAAAGUGAACGUUGUAUAAAGUUUCACUCUAAAAUAAUUUAUGAUUAGUUAUAUAUGUUCAUGUUUUUAAAUAUUUUAGGGGUAUUCAAUUUGAGAUGGUCAAUUAUUUGAUACUAACAUGUAACCACAGACUUUUUUUUUAACAAAACACCAUCUUUUUAUUAUUAUCACACAAAACAUUUUUAGCAUACUUGUAAGUUUAGAUGUAAUCUAAUCUGUUCACAAUUCAUUUUAAAAUACAGCGGGUGUACAGAA
Stylophora pistillata is the source of this 3600-nucleotide messenger RNA. RefSeq lists its product as uncharacterized. NCBI's taxonomy places the organism in Eukaryota, Metazoa, Cnidaria, Anthozoa, Scleractinia, Pocilloporidae. The record is from RefSeq and is a predicted model, not a curated record. Gene Ontology annotation, biological process: signal transduction. Gene Ontology annotation, molecular function: protein binding.